AGCUGCUGCAAACCAGUGCAACACUUAACCCUGCUAAAGUCCGAUUUAGUCUUCACCAGAAAGGAAAAGGAACAGGAACUCAGCAUUAGCUGCAGGAGUAGACGCUGUAUUACAGAGAAUUGCUUUUGUUUUGUUUGUUUUUUACCACUGCUGUGCAGAACUUUUGCAUAGUAGUUUGUUGUCACGAAGCUACAUUAAGAAUAGAAAGACCAGUGUUAUAGGUAAUAUGUUGUGUUAUUAGAGAGUUCUAGGUACUGUUUGAAUCUAAAAAGAAUCUGGUGUUUUGGUAUUUGGUCAUUUUAGGCACUAAGUUUUAUUCCAUGAGAAGUAUUGCUUUAGAUUCCCAGUAAAAUUCCAGUACUAGACUGCAGACAUAGAGCAAAAUUACAACUUAAUAUCUGUGUAAUUAUGCAAAAUACAGGGCGGUGUUAGACGUUGGUUCUGCCCUACAAUUAAUCUUUUUUUUUUCUAUAGUCAGUUAUUUUGUAGUGUUCUUGAUCAUAGUUAAUGUCCAGGCUCCAGUCUGUGGUGUUUGCCUAAAAUGGAUACAGAGUCCCAGCAUGUUGUCACUGGCACACGAUAGCCCUAGAUUUGUUUGUCACAAGGUCUACAAAUCACUUUAUUUUGAAUGCUACGUUAUUUAAUUAUUUUUUUUUAAAAUAAAGUUCCUGUAAUCUAACCCUAACUGGGUUCUAGGGACAUUUUUAACACUAGGGUUAAGUUGCAGCACUUGGUGUUACAACCUGAGACUAAAGGGAAAUAUGCAGCGUGAAGGAUGCAGGAUGAGCGGAGGGCUACAGGAGCCGGCUAGAUCAGGCAUGAUCACUUUAGAUGAUCUGGACAACAUGACAGAUGAGCUUGGGACAGACUCUGCAUAUAACAGCAAUGGCAGCAUAGAGGAGGAAGCAGAGCCUAUGGAUGAUGGAGAGCAAGACAGACUGCUUAACUACUGGCAAACAGUAGCAAGAGGGCAUGAGGUUGAUGUGCCGAAUGAGAUGGCUGAGCCAAUCCAACAGUUAACAAGAAAUAGUCGAAAUGAAGAAAGACAGAGGGUGCCUUACUUGCUGCUGAGUCGCAAAGAAAAGUGUGGUGAAGUGCUCUAUGAAAAACGUCAGUAUGGAAAAGCUAAAUGGGCUUGUAUCAAAAUGCAAGAAGAACGAUAUGAGCAAAGCAUAUGCCUUGGGUUUAUGAAGCUUAUGAAAUACAUCUGCGAGCAAAACUCUUCAGGACUAUAUCUUGGCAUGACCAUUCCAAUUCUGACUAUUGUACAUACGGAUGAAACUCAGUCAGAAAUGGCACGAACUGUCACUUUGGCCUACUACUUACCUCCCGAUUUUCAGGAGCACACACCUCAACCCACUGAUCAAGACAUAAUUAUUGAAGAAUGGCAACCCACAGUUGUUUUCACCAGGUCUUUUGCCGGCGCUACCAAUGAAGAAUCAAUAAUGAGAGAAAUUCAUUUGUUGGCAGAGCUCCUGGAAUCUCCGGAGCUUUGUGUGCAAGAUACAUUCAUAGUGGCCGGGUACACUAACCCUGCCGCAGCCAAUCGACAGAAUGAAAUCUGGUUCCUACAAAGACCCUGACAGAAGCUGAAUGAAAACAUGCUCAAAGAUCAGAAGAUAUUGAAAAGAUUCAUCCAUAUACUAAAGAACAAUUAAUUUCCUUUACGGAUUAAUCGUGACUGAAUUAUAGAACAGGCCUCUAGUUCACUGGUUCCUCUACAGCUGGAAAAAAACACUUCUGUAGAGGCAGAAAAAGGAUUAAUUUAGUUAUGAAGCUAGAGUUUGUACAUUGUUAAAUGUAUUAUAUAAAAAAGGAUGACAAGAUUUGCCUAAAGGAAAUACAGUUUCUAAUGUUGAUGCAAGAAGUACAAUUUUGAAACAGUCUGCAACUCUGGAGGGCAAAUACUGUGCGAGAAAUUAAUUGCAUGUCUGGGUGUGUCUGCUGUUUAAUAACUUGCAACAAAAAGAAACUUGAAAGAGUAAAUCACACAAAAACGUGCAAGAAUAUUUCACAACACAAAACUAAUUAUGAUUGUCACAAUGGGUAUAGUAGCUUCUUUGUCUCUUCUACUAUACUUGAAGGGACAUGAUACCUAAAUGCUGAAGCACUAGAAAUUGAUGCAACAUAGCUGUAAAAAGCUGACUAGAAAAUAUCACCUGAACAUCUUUAUGUAAAAAAGGAAGAUAUUUUACUCAACAUUUCUUCAGCUCACCAGAAUAAGUGCUCUGUGAACAGUUAUGCACUUACUCUGGUGAGUUCAGGAAAUUGUGAGGUAAAAUAUCUUCCUUUUAUACAUAUCCAAAAAGUCCACAGCACCAGAUAAAUGUAGAAAUACUUUUUAAGUCUAUUUUCACAUCAAAAUGGUGACGUUUUGGCCCCUCUGGGUUCUUAUCCCUGCUUAGGAUUGUCAUGCCAUGAUAAAGGGGAAAGAGUUUAUGCAUCUUAGAACAGGCCACAAAUACAAUAUAAAGGGGUAUUACACUUGUGAAACUUCAUUUAUAGUUUACCUCAUUAAAUGCCCGUGCUCUUUGAUUUAUAUUGAGGAGUCCACGAGAAAAGGUAGGGAAAGGAUGAACCAACAUAAGUCUAAUAUCAUGUGUGGCAAUACAGAAGCCCCAGUGUCUAAUCACUUUAUAGAAGGAGGUCACAAUAUAAGCCAAAUGAGGUGGCAAAUUAAUGACCACAUAGGGAUAUUGAGAGGUGGAGGAGACAGGGAAAAGAUCCUGAAACAGAGAGAAACUUACUGGAUCCAUCAGUAGGACAGUAUGUACCCGAGAGGGUUAAAUAGGGAAAUAGAUUUUUCAGUAUUUAUCUAGAAUCUGUUUGUAACUUUCCCUGUCUCCACACUAGUCCACUGUAACAUUAUUCUUGAUUUGAAGUUCUUUUAUUUUGAUAUAUUUAGUUUAUUGCUAUAUAUUGUUCUAUGUUAUGUUACUUUUUUAUUAGUUUUGUUUUUAUAGGUGUUAAAGAGUUAAAAUGUUUGAAGCAAUAAAGUAAAUGUACCACUAGGUGGAGUGACUGAGCUACAUGAAAUGUUUUUGGCAAAUCUGUUUGUAAUUAAUUGUAAAUUUAUCAGCCUACAUAGUGUGAACAUGGGCUAAGUAAUUUUAUAUGCAUGAUUAAGGCCAGAGGGGCCGAAAUGUCACAAUUUUGAUGUGAAAAUAAAGGUAUAAAUACUUUAAGUCUAUCUGGUGCUGUGGACUUUUUGGAUAUUAUACUGGUUCGGGGGGGUAGCAGUAACCCCUUACCACGUGCACCAGUAAAGCUAUCAUUACUAAAGGGUGCUGGGCUCAACUAUUGAUCUUGUUUUCUUUUUUACAUAGAGAUGUUCAGGUGAUAUUUUCAUGUCAGCUUUUUACAGUUAUGCUGCAUCAGUUUCAAGUGAUUUAGCAUAUUAUUAUGUCCCCUUUAAAGGGACAGUAAACACUUUAUAAUUUAAAUGUUUGAUUAUGUGUAGUAAAAAAAAAACUUGGCAAAGUAGUUUUAUAAUUUAUUGUUUCCUAUUCCCAUAUUUAAGAAAGUAAAUAAGGAGUUUUCCAAUUCUGAGAACUAAUAGAGCACAUAUUAGAAUUGAAAUGCCCAUCCCUGGUUCAUUUCUUUUCCUAAUUGGCUUCAGCAGACCAAACCAUGGGGAGUCUGCAACCAUAAUGGCUGUGGCUAUCCUUGUCCAUUCAAUUAACUAGUUCAGAUUGGCUCAUGCAAAUAAUGCUAGUCAUUGUUGGAGUUUGGCUGUUGAAAAACAAUUGCAGCAAACAGGGCGAUAAUGCAUUCCAGACAUUUACAUACUCACAAAGUAUGUUAGUUUAUUGCAAGACUGCAGACAAAGACUAAUUACAACAUAUGUAUUUGUCCCUUUAAGGGUUCUUACACUCUUAAGUAACAACUGUACAUUUGAAGAUCUUAAAUAUAUUAUUUUAUAUGCAACUGAAAUGAGUUAGAAAGGGCAUGCAAUUUUAAAACAACUUUCCAAAUUACUUCUAUUACCUAAUUUGCUUCAUUCUUUUAAUAUCCUUUCCUGAAAACCAAAUCUAAAUAUGCUCAGUAGCUGCUGAAUUGGUGGCUGCACAUAGAUGCCUCGUUAUUGGCUCACCCAUGUGCACUGCUAUUUCUUCAACAAAGGAUAUCUAAAGAAUGAAGCAAAUUAGAUAGCAGAAGUAAAUUUGAAUGUUAAUUGUAUUCUCUAUCUGAAUGAUGAAGGAAAAACUUUGGGGUUUCAUGUCCCUUUAAAGAGACACUAAUGUCAAAAUAAAAUGUAUUUAAUUACAUGAUUCAGAAAAAGUAUGCUAUUAAAAAGCUUGGAACUUUCUUUAAAAUCUAGGUAAGCUCAUAGGAUCUAAGGAGCAUGCACAAGUCUUCAGCAUCCUAUGGCAGCUGUGUUUGGAAACAUGUUAUACAUUGUUACAAACACUGCUGCCAUAGAGUGCCACAGACACACUUGCUCCUGAGCUCCUAUGAACCUAACAUUCUUCAACAAAGGAUUACAAGAAAACAAUGUAAAAUUUGACAAAAUAAAAAGUAUAUUGUAAAGUUUAAAGGGAUACUAAACCCAAAUUUUUUCUUUCAUGAUUCAGAUAGAGCAUGCAAUUUUAAGCAACUUUUUAAUUUACUCGUAUUAUCAAUUUUUCUUCGUUCUCUUGCUAUCUUUAUUUGAAAAAGAAGGCUUCUAAGCUAAGGAGCCAGACAAUUUUUUGGUUCAGAUCCUGGAUAGCAUUUAGCCACCAAUCAGCAAGCACAAACCAGGUUGGGAACCAAAAAUGGGCCGGCUUCUAAACGUGCAUUCUUGCUUUUCAAAUAAAGAUAGCAAGAGAAUGAAGAAAAAUUGAUAAUAGGAGUAAAUUAGAAAGUUGCUUAAAAUUACGGCUUUAUCUGAAUCAUGAAAGAAAUACAUAGGGUUCAGUGUCCCUUUAUUAUUGCACACUCCAUCUGAAUAAUCUUAGCGUCAUUUUCUGAGCAAUGCUAGUUUACAUAGUAAUGAAUAUUCAAUUACAUUCUACUCUGAAACCAAAGUAUUCUCUGUAACAGUAUGAUAUUAGGAUGUUAUCAGUAAAGCAGUUAAUACUAAUUAAAGCAAGAAAAAAAAUAAAACUUUAAAAUAAUAAACUAAUUUUUUUAAUCAAACUAAUGCAAAAUACAGCGCUGCGGAAUCUGUUGGCGCUCUACAAAUACCUGAUAAUAAUAAUAAUAAUAAAAUGAAAAGCAUCUUCAGAAAUUGUCCUUCAGUAAUGAGAGGCAGCUAAUUAGUAUUUAUCAAACCAGCUAAGGUCAUACUUAAAAUGUAAUCCUCUUAGUUUAGCUCUUGCUUUCACAGUUGUCUGCGAACAGCUGUUAAAGAAGAUGGAGUCAAGCGCAGACAAAGCAAAAGACAAUAAAAGAAAUGAAAGUUUGUUUCAGAUAGAGACAACACAUUGCUUUCUGAUUCUCAAUUUAAGGGAACAAAAAAAUAAAUAUACGUGAUUAAUAGAAA
Messenger RNA from Bombina bombina (fire-bellied toad), 5467 nucleotides. RefSeq names its product heme-binding protein 2. The transcript is spliced from 5 exons. The record is from RefSeq and is a predicted model, not a curated record. Bases 762 to 1583 code for a protein of 273 amino acids. Lineage: Eukaryota; Metazoa; Chordata; Amphibia; Anura; Bombinatoridae.